CAGCCUCCAUAUCCAUAUAUAGUUGAGUGGAGUAGUAUGUAUAUUUAAAAUGAAAUUGUUAAUCCCUUUUAUAAAGCUUAAAGAAGCUGAAUGGCAUUGGCAGGUGCAAUACCAAUGGUUGCAACUCUGUUUUAGUGGGCCGUUACUGGCUAUUCAUGGACUCCCUUUAAACGGUUUUUCUAGCAGUCCGUCAUUCUCGUAGCCAUAACUGUUCUCCUGAUUGUUUGCCUUACGAGUCUUUGAAUAUAUAUUUGUCCGUACAUUCUUUAUACGUAAAACUGUUGUAAACAAAACUUGAAACCAUGUGGAAAACUUCAUGUUAUUUGUUGAAACGGACGGUUACAUCAGCUGCAAGGGCAAAGUGGCAACUGGAUCGGAGUUAUCAACAUGGAUGGUUUAUGGGUGGGUAUUAUUUCAGUUCCGGAGGAGAAAAGAAGAAUGGGAUUAAUGGAGGGUUAAUUAGUAGUCAAGAGGAAGCAAAGAGGUUGAUGAAUGUGGAGGAGCUGAAGACGAGGCUAGGGAUGGAGAGUAAAGAGGUUAUUGGGUAUUCUGAGUUACUGAGAGUACUGUGUGAGAAUAUUGGUUUGGCGAAAACACAAGGCGAGGCUGUGGCUUUUGCAAGACUGCUUGAUGAGGCUGGGGUAAUUUGGCUUUUCAGAGAUAAAGUUUAUCUUCACCCUAAUAAGGUAGUUGAUGAAAUAAGAAGGGCAGUGCCUCUAGCACUGCUACGUGAAGAUGAUCAUAUAAAAGAUGAGCUAAAGAAUCUGCAGGAGAAGAAGGAUAAAAUUGAUGAGGUUGCACAUAAGCAGGUGCGUCGCAUUUUGUGGACUGGAUUGGGGGCUGGUAUAUUACAGAUUGGACUCUUCUUCCGGCUUACCUUCUGGGAAUUCUCUUGGGAUGUAAUGGAACCAAUUACAUUUUUCACUACUAGUAGUGGGUUAAUAUUGGGAUAUUUUUACUUCCUCAUUACUUGUAGAGACCCAACAUACCAAGAUUUGUUGAAGAGGCUUUUCCUUGCAAGGGAGAGGAAGCUCAUCAAAAAGAAUAAUUUUGAUAUUCAGAGGUUUGUGGAGUUACAAAGGAAAUGCAAAUUACCGCUCAAUGGACAAGCAUCACUGAAACAUCGGUUAGGGAUUCAACUGGAACCGGAGGAUCUUUUACAUGGUCACUGAAACACAUCAGUGACCAACCCAGACCAUUAAUUUUUUACUUUAAACUAACCAACCAAACACCCUUUUUUUUAAUUGACGAUUAGUAAUUUGAUGAAAUGACUAUUAUUACCUUUCUCUGUAGGAGAAGCUAUCAAUUAUGUACAUCUCUUCUUAUCUUUUCUUGAUUUAUGUUAUAUUUCAGACUUUCAAUCUUUUAUUUAA
Molecule: messenger RNA, 1373 nt
Organism: Nicotiana tabacum (common tobacco)
Lineage: Eukaryota; Viridiplantae; Streptophyta; Magnoliopsida; Solanales; Solanaceae
Product: calcium uniporter protein 6, mitochondrial-like
Biological process (GO): calcium import into the mitochondrion; mitochondrial calcium ion homeostasis
Cellular component (GO): uniplex complex
Molecular function (GO): uniporter activity; calcium channel activity
Source: RefSeq, a predicted model, not a curated record